Molecule: messenger RNA, 471 nt
Organism: Spodoptera littoralis (African cotton leafworm)
Lineage: Eukaryota; Metazoa; Arthropoda; Insecta; Lepidoptera; Noctuidae
Source: the annotation of a GenBank genome assembly
AUGCAGAUUUUCGUCAAAACCCUCACGGGUAAGACCAUCACUCUUGAGGUCGAGCCCUCUGAUACCAUCGAGAAUGUGAAAGCCAAGAUCCAGGAUAAGGAGGGAAUCCCUCCAGACCAGCAGAGAUUGAUCUUCGCCGGUAAACAGCUGGAAGAUGGCCGCACCCUCUCAGACUACAACAUCCAGAAGGAGUCCACGCUCCACUUGGUGCUCCGCCUGCGUGGUGGUGCCAAGAAGCGCAAGAAGAAGAAUUACUCUACUCCCAAGAAGAUCAAGCACAAGAAGAAGAAGGUCAAGCUAGCCGUACUUCGGUUCUACAAGGUUGACGAGAACGGCAAGAUCCACCGUUUGAGGCGAGAGUGCACGGGCGAGCAGUGCGGCGCUGGUGUGUUCAUGGCCGUGAUGGAGGACCGUCACUACUGCGGCAAGUGCCACAGUACCAUGGUCUUCAAGGACGACGAUAGACCUUAA